This is a messenger RNA of Pseudozyma flocculosa PF-1, 417 nucleotides long. RefSeq lists its product as uncharacterized. NCBI's taxonomy places the organism in Eukaryota, Fungi, Basidiomycota, Ustilaginomycetes, Ustilaginales, Ustilaginaceae. The record is from RefSeq and is a predicted model, not a curated record. The transcript has 2 exons. The coding region runs from base 1 to 417 and encodes 138 amino acids.
AUGAAGCUCUCUCUCGCUCUUCUGCCCAUCGCAGUGGUCCUGCUGGCCGGUAGCAGCUCAGCCCUCGUCCCUCCUACUCUGCCCACCGCGGAUGGAAACCCGGUCCGCCAGGUCAGGUUGGUGGGCAGUCGCGAGGCCAGCGGACUCGGCACGCUCAAGCUCUACGAAAGCUAUGAUGCGGGCCAGCUCUUCUGCCUCGCCACUAGCCUUGGCCCCGGUUCGUGGAGGCUGCAGGACAGGGGGCAGGACGUCACGCUCCAGCCCCAUCCCAUCGGCGACUGCGCCCGUGUCGGGAACGACGCCAAGAAGAAGGCGGCCUUCCAGCUUCUCCAGAGCGGCAAGUUCCGUCCCCGGGAGUUCAGCAUCAUCGUGGGUGGCAGGCUGCCCUUCUACCUGGAGCCGCCGUCGCAGGGCUGA